Messenger RNA from Gossypium arboreum, 698 nucleotides. Its product is annotated as CLAVATA3/ESR (CLE)-related protein 46. The record is from RefSeq and is a predicted model, not a curated record. Bases 131 to 472 code for a protein of 113 amino acids. NCBI's taxonomy places the organism in Eukaryota, Viridiplantae, Streptophyta, Magnoliopsida, Malvales, Malvaceae. The transcript has 3 exons.
GAGGAAUGAUAACAUAUAAGUCAAUUCCUAAUAACUAGAAACAGAGAGAUUUCUCAAUCCAGUAUAUAAUGGCAUAGGAUUCCCCAGCACCUUUAACAAAACAUUCCUACAUCUAUUUUCAAGUUUGGCUAUGAUUACAGUAAAUGUAUCAGAUAAAUUGCUCCUUCAUAGUUGUAAGAGCCCCCCACAACAGACCAGAGAAUGCAGCACAUGUCACCACCUUCAUAAGAUGAGAGAGCAACUUCUAAUCUGUCUUCUACUAGCAUGGCUCCUGCUUGCUGUUUCUCAGCUCCAGGGCUCCCAAAUUAAUGUUCAAGCUAUUGAAUCAGUGCCAACAGUUCGCUUCAAGUUCAGAUCUAGAAGCCCCAUGCCAAGGCCACGUUUACCUAACUGGGUUGAAAUGAAAAAGAUUCAUAAAUCCCCAUCUGGUCCCAACCCAGUAGGCAAUCACCAUCCACCAUCUAGGCACUGAGACAGUGGAAGCAAUGGCCAGCAUAAAUAGAAUGAGGUAAACAUGAUUUGGGUUGGAGGUCAGAUGUCAUCAUGUAGACUUCUUUUUUAUGCUUGAGACAAAAAUGAAUUUUACUUUUAUGAUUCAUGUCAGAAAACAUGUAUUGUUGUAAUAUUGUGUGCUCCUAUUCUCCAUUUAAAUGAGCUAGCUCUGGCUUACACUAAUAAAGAUUAGUUUGCUAUGAGAA